Hylaeus volcanicus is the source of this 8794-nucleotide messenger RNA. RefSeq names its product protein tiptop (gene tio). Gene Ontology annotation, cellular component: nucleus. The transcript is spliced from 3 exons. Gene Ontology annotation, biological process: regulation of transcription by RNA polymerase II. Gene Ontology annotation, molecular function: DNA binding; DNA-binding transcription factor activity, RNA polymerase II-specific. The record is from RefSeq and is a predicted model, not a curated record. Bases 1175 to 5272 code for a protein of 1365 amino acids. NCBI's taxonomy places the organism in Eukaryota, Metazoa, Arthropoda, Insecta, Hymenoptera, Colletidae.
GAUCUCUUCUCCGCUCCGUUCCCGUUUUCACCCUUGCGCGUUUCAAUCGGUCUCCCCAGGUAUACGCGUACGUAGAGACGCGGUCGCGCAACCCUACCCCCUACCCCCCUUUCGCUCGCUUUCUUCCAUUUUCCUUCUCUCCGAGCCGAGCUUUCGGUAACUCCGUACGUACGAACGUAAGUACGUACGGCGGAGUGUCGUGCGCGCGUCUCGAGUGGAUGCUAGGCGUCGUCGCGAGGCACGCGUCCCCAAACACGGACAAGUUUAUCGCGCGAUUAUCACGGGAUCCCCGCUGGAGGAGGAUCCUCCGGAUCAGCGGACUCGUUCCUCCGGAUCCGCGGUUGCGAUCGAGCCACCCGCACAGCGUCCGUCAGAUCUAGCCGGAUCUACCACGGCGUUCGCGAUUCUCUUCACGAAAGUGCGCUAGCCAGGUCCUAGUGAUCGCAAUCGAAGUGCCGAGAAUCGAUUUUCAACCGCGGAGGAACGAACUGCCUCUGGACCGCGCCGGUUGUUUCCCUCGCGACGCGCGAAUACUCACGCACCACCCGACGCCGGAAAUCUCACGUUUCUUUCUCUUGGAUCAUCCGUAGGUGCGGCGCAUACCCGAUGCAAACCGAUGCCCAUCACUGUACGAGCGGGCCUGCGUUUCUACGUUUUCAAACAGUGAAGCAAAGCUGCGAUACCGUGCCACGAUAGAUGCGACAGUGAUACGAUAUUACGCGUUUAGCGUAGAAAUAUUGGUGAUUACGAGAUUCAGAGUGAGUGGAUUUAGCAAACUGGAGGAUUCUCGGCGAGCGGUUCAAGUGUCAUCAGUGAAACCCGCCCCCCAGAUUCGUAUACGAUACCAGUGUCUUCACGGUUAGUUUCGCGCCGAUGUAGGUGCCCCGGCUGCCUCCUAGAGAAACCUAGAACGUAGAGGAUGGUCGGACCACCGACGACAAACCGAUCCGCAGAGAUCGCGAUGAGGUAGUGCUUCGUCGGACACGUGCAAGUGGGUGACUGUUGUGCGCGGAACCGGGAAACCUCGACAGGGUUUCCCGCGGAAGAUCCACGGAUCUCCGAGCGAGUAUAUCGACACAAGACCGUCACAUGUUUCGAAUCCGAUCCAAGCCUGCGUCUAAGGAGAGAAGACCUGGAGCCCGCACAGAUAAUCGAGCAUCCUCGAAGGACGCAGAUGCCCCGAAGGAAACAGCACGCUCCGCAACGUAUGAAAUGGGAGGACGGAGUCGAAGGCUCAGGGCCUGGCACGGACCUCCAAGGGGAGGAAGGCGAUUGCGUGGAGGAUGACGGGCCGAUUAGCCCUAGCGAGAGGGGUUGUGCGGCUGCAACCAAAGAGGAAGAGGAUGGCGACGCGACCGACGAGGAGGACGACGAGGAUGCAACGCCGCCCACGCCACCGCCUUCCGCUACCGCGAGAUUGAAUCCCACGAUUUUAAGGGACACGGGACCUCCCGACAGAGAACCAAUGAGUCCGCGCUGUCCCUCGAGAGAUUCUCGGGAAUCGUCCGGUCCGGCGACUGGUAGUCCACCGCCGCCCGCAACGAGAAGCAGCGCGAGUCCUGUCAGCCCGAGCGGCAUCGUGCCCCUUCCGCUCGGCAGUCAUCCUCUGCUACCGCCCCAUUCCGCGGCAAUGAUGGCGGCGUAUCUGCAACAGACUCACCAGAGGCUGCUGCUCGGACACUCGCCCCUGUCUCGGGGCUCGGUGUCGCCGUUGGUCUCGUCCUCGUGUUCGCCGCCAGCCGCCACUCCGGGUCUGCUGGUCUCGCCGAGCAGCGUGGGCGAAGUGUCACCAUCGGCGACACCGUUGCCAGCCGUCCUCGACUUCAGCACGAGAAAGGCUUCUUCGACCGAGGACGACGAGGACGAGCAGAUACUGAACCUGAGCAAGCCACCGACCCCCUCCUCGUCGACGGAAACGAACAACGGACCCCUGGACCUGUCCGUGCCCAGCAGAAAGCGGCCAGGUCCCGAAGACUCUCCGCCACCACCCGUGCGCAAGUCCUCAAGGUUAGCAGGUACCGCGGCGGCCGCGACAGCCCAUCAGGAUCCAACGCAAGCCGUGAGCGCGGUCGGUUUCGGCAGGCCCCCCGUCGUGUCGCCGUGGACGUCGCCCGUGGUGGCCUCUCACUUCCCCUAUUUCGCCGCCGCGGUAGCGGCAGCGGCCACUAGUCAGCAGCAGCUCUCGCCGAAGAGCACCGCCGGCGUGAUGGACCACCAUCAGCUCUGGAACGGCAAGAUGAAGCCGCCGUCCGCGUUGGAGAAAUCGUACCAACCGAGCGAGGCGACCAAGGCGCUCGAGAAGAUGUCCGAACUGAGCAAGUUGGGAGGCGAGGAUCUGUUCAGGUCGUCGUCGGGUGCGACCUCCGGUGGACCAGGUGGUGUAGCGACCGCCGCUGGAAACGUAACCGGUUCGACGUCGGGCAGUCGACACAGCGCCUGGCAAUCGCAUUGGUUGAACAAGGGCGCCGAUCAAGCAAAGGACGUGCUAAAGUGCGUCUGGUGUAAGCAAAGCUUCCCCACGUUGGCGGCGAUGACGACGCACAUGAAGGAGGCGAAGCAUUGCGGCGUUAACAUGCCGGUGCCACCCGCCGGAUCCACGCUGCAUCCCCAACAGACGAACGUACAGAGCAUUCCGACGCCCCAGCAAUCUCAUCAGCCUCAAACGACGUCGUCGGGCAACAGCGGAUCCGGUGGCGGCGGUUCCGCGACGCCCAGCAGCAAGCAGAGUCCAUCCGAGCUGAACUUGCUGAUCAAGGAGACGAUGCCGCUACCGCGAAAGCUGGUGCGCGGCCAGGACGUGUGGUUGGGCAAGGGGGCCGAGCAAACUAGGCAGAUUCUUAAGUGCAUGUGGUGCGGACAGAGUUUCCGCUCCCUGGCCGAGAUGACAUCGCACAUGCAGCAGACGCAACACUACACUAAUAUCAUCUCUCAGGAACAGAUCAUCUCCUGGAAAUCAUCGGAUGAAAAUAAAGGCGGCGGUGGUGGGAGCGGUGGAAGCGGAGGUGGCGCUGUGAGCGCUGGUGGCGGUGGGAGUGGAACGACGGUCCCUGGCGGUGGUACCACUGGUCCUCACGGUGGGAACACCGCAGGGCCGGGUUCGGGAACGACCAGCAGCCACGUGAGCGCCGUGCUGACCUGCAAGGUUUGCGACCAGGCGUUUAGUUCGUUGAAGGAGCUGAGCAACCACAUGGUGAAGAACUCGCACUACAAAGAGCACAUAAUGCGCUCGAUCACCGAGAGCGGUGGACGGCGUCGACAGACGCGGGAGAAACGCAAGAAAUCGCUGCCCGUGAGGAAGCUGCUGGAGUUGGAGAGGGCUCAGAACGAGUUCAAGAAUGGCGAUGCCGCGGCGGGUCUUGGCCACAGCCUCGGGAAACACGCGGGAAGAAUAACCUGCGAGAAGUGCGGCGAGAAGAUCGAGACGACCAUCUUCGUGGAUCAUAUACGUCAGUGCAUCGGUGGGGGCACGGUGAGUGCGAAUCAACGGAACUUUCUGAAGAACGCGCUCAUGUCGAAUCACUUGCCCGCGACGUUGCCGCCGUCCGAGAGCGGUCGCAAGAGCGUCAACGAGGACAGUUCGCCAGUGUCCUCGAGGCACCAUCGGUCGCCAUCCUCGGCAAGCGACGCGACUACUCCUGGCAAAGACACCCCAACCCCGACCGCCAACGAGACUACAGGCAGCUCUUCUCCUUCCGUUCUGAACGCCAUCGAGAAGCUGAUUGAGAAGAGCUUCGAUUCCCGCGUCAGGCACGGGACGCCAGGCUUGCAUCACGCUCAGCCUGGCGCGCCGAUGGGCACGAGCAUUCUGAAGCGGCUGGGCAUCGACGAGAGCGUGGACUACACGAAACCGCUGGUGGACCCGCAAACGAUGAACCUCCUGCGAUCGUAUCAGCAACAGCAACACCAACAGCAGCACUACUCGGCGAGCACGGCGGCGCGGCGGGAACGCAGCGGAAGCGAGUCCAGUUCCGUAUCGGAACGAGGCAGCGGCGGUAGAACCGACUCGAUGACGCCUGAAAGGCGUUUAGACCUGUCCGUCGGACAUUCGGAGAGGCAUUCCCAUCACCAUCGCGCAACACCCGACAAGCAGCUGACCCCGCAAAGUCUGACGUCGGGACGCCAUCACCCGGCCGCGGAAGAAUCCGGUGACGAGGAGUCGAUCGCCUCCGCGACCGCCGCUGCUGCGUCAGCGGCAGGCUCGACGUCGGUGGUGGUGAAGAAGGAGCCCAGGGACGAGGAGAGCGAAGAACGAAGCGCAAACGACGAGGAGCAGUCUCAGGCUCAGUCGAAUCGGGACGUGUUCGUAAAGAAGGAAAUCAUGGAGGACUGUAGAGACGAGGAGGAUCAGGGAUCGUUCAACCAUCGACGCAGCAGUCUGCACGAGGGUUCGGAGGAAGGCAGGGAGGUUCUCUCGCCUCGCGUAAACCCGCCGACUCCCAGGUCGAGCGGACAAAUGGAGCAGCUGGCUCGCAGUCCGUGCAGGAACAGCACCAGCAGUCCUACGAGCAGCGACCGAUCGGUGACGCCACGCGGAACGCCAGACACCAAAGGAUCCAGCAGUCUCGGGGCGCUUUCCUCCAUGUUCGACAGCCUGUCGGGUGGUGGCAGCGGCGGUGGCGGUGGUGGAGGCGGAGGUGGUACGGGCAGCGCGGUCGAUUCGCAGGGGCGCAAGACCAGCAGUCAUCCGUUGGCUGCAUUGCAAAAGCUUUGCGACAAGACGGAGACGAGAGGUCCUAGCGGCAGCGCUGCAAGGUCCGGCAGCGGUCCCGGCUCGACAUCGAGCCACGGCGCAGCCGCUGGUAGCGGCGUUGGCUCGAGCGGGCCUGGAUCGGGUACCACGCCAGGAGCGAUCCUGGCGUUCAGCUGGGCCUGCAACGAUGCCGUCGUCACCGCCGAUUCGAUCAUGAAAUGCGCCUUCUGCGACACGCCGUUCAUAUCGAAGGGCGCGUACAGGCACCACCUGUCGAAAAUGCACUUCGUUAAAGACGGCGUGAUUCCGGACCCCCUGACCAUCGGCCGAUCAGCCGCGGCCGCCGCUGCGGCGGCUGCUGCGGCUGCUGCGGCCGCGGUCUCUCAGAACACCGCCACGGGACCGUCUUCCGGUCACAGUUCUUCCUCGCCCCCGACGUCCCAGCGCAACAAGUCGCCGCCGCUUCCGCAGGCGAACGGCAGCCCGUCUCAGUCAGCGGCCUCUCCCCUCGAGGAGAGCCCGCACUCGAAAUUUCUCAAGUAUACGGAGCUGGCUAAACAGUUGUCCAGCAAAUACGUAUAGUCCGAGCCCCGUAAGUAGCGGUGCCACUUGUACAUAAGUGUAUCUAUACUGUAACGACUGUAACUAGCGACCACCGGUUCGAGACCUUUCGACCUUCGAACCUCCGCCUCGACCGUCUAUCCGUUUGUUCGCGAUUCCGUUAUCCGGGCAAGACUUCCGGCUGGUGAUUAGAGUUCGAAUCUGUGCCGUCGAAAACGCUACCAAUUUUCAACACCGCGAACCAUCGAAUCGUUUCGAACGUCAUUCGGUGCCGGCACGUCUCGAAGGAAUUGUUAGGACUCGACGUCUAGUUCGAUCUUGAAAGUUUUCAUUGAUUUUGUAGUCUUCUUCAAUCUUUGACCGACAAGUCUUAACGAGUUUUAACACUUCUAACGAGUCCUUCGUACUUUGCAUAAAUAUAUAUAUAUAGAUGAAUGUAUAAAUUAGUUUCUAGAAGUUAAUAAAGUUAUUAAUUUCGUCUUGAAAAGUGCGGAGAAAUUUAAUAAUUUAUGAAUGACAGAGUACACGAAUGACAGAGUAUACGAAUUCAUAAAGUCGUUCAUUUACUCGUACAAAAUCUUCGAAACUCAUCGGAAAUUUAAAGACAGAACCAAACGUCAAAGUAUCGAACCUCUAUGACUCGAUCGAUGAAGAACUUCGAGACCUGACAUCGACUGAUAUUCAAACGUAUUCCACUGUAACGUCGCGGAUUCGAACGUAUUCGAUCGGAUCUUGGGCCCACCGCAACUUCCGCUUCGUGGCCCCGUCCACUUCUUCCUCUCGACACUCUUCGUCUCCCUUCCGACCGAUCCUCAUCCUCUUUCGAUCGCGUCCGAUGCGUUUCCCGCGCGUCCGGACCCGCGAAUCUUAAUUUUCGCGUGAUUACUGCUCGAUUCUCACCUUCUGGUCGCGUACCACGAAUAACGGAACUUGUCGCCGGAUAGUCGACCAACGCGGGCGUAGAAAGAUAGCCGAUACAUCCGACGAGGAGGUGGAUGUCGAACGUGCGUUAAUUAAAUUGUGAUGCCACCAUAUCUCGCGGCACUGCUGAGUCAAGGGGCUCGGCGCGCGGCCAAGUUUGUGAUUUUAUAAAUACUUAAGGACAUUUACGACCGGCGAUGAGAGGCGCUACGGACGAGAGAGAGAGAGCGAAAGAGAGAGAGAGAGAGCGAGAGCGAGAGAGAGAGAGAGAGCGAGAGCGAGAGCGAGAGCGAGAGCGAGAGCGAGAGCGAGAGCGAGAGCGAGAGCGAGAGCGAGAGAGAGAGCGAGAGCGAGAGCGAGAGCGAGAGCGAGAGAGAGAGAGAGAGCGAGUAGAGCUAGGAAAAAAAAGGAAAGGCAAAGCGUGGAAGAUUGGGGGGAGGGGGUUUAGAGUUUUCUAAGGAAGGGGAGGAAAUCUUACCUAUCACAGCUGUCGUAAGGUCAGAUCAUCAUGUAUACCUCUAGAACGUAAGAGCGUAGUUGAUUAGCGCAUAGGCUAGGCUAGGGUCCGCCCCUGUAUAGGAAUCUCUUUGUUGAUACUUAUUGCUACGAAACCGGUGAGAUCGUUCGAGGUCGAACCUCCUCGAAAGUCUACGAUUACCGGACGAACGGGAUAACGAACGUGAAUGAAACAACGACGAGAUACGGUGCAAUAGCGAGGCUCGCGGUCGCUCGAAACGCGCGCGGGACGAGCACGAAUGAUAAGCGGAUGCGCGACGACGGCGACGUCCUCGACGAAAUAUCGUUUUCCUUCAACUCGUAGCGUGCGAGUAGACCAUUGUAAAUUUUCUUUGUUCAAAAUACCUAUUUAUUGCGCCGUGCGAGCAAACGCGACAUUUUAAGUGUAAAAUAACUAUCAUUAUUAUCGCUCGAGUAAUCGCGAGUACCGUGUAUAUUGAUUACAAUUACGAUUAUUCUAUAUUAUAAAAGAGAGCUGACGGAAUGCGCGGAGCGACAAAUUCUGAAUGGCGUCUUGGGAACCAGAGACGGAUAAAAUUUUCUUCGAGCAACAUAUUUUAUACCGUAUAGUAUAACGUAUAAUAUUAUUCGUAUAUUAUAAACGAGUGAUACGUUCUAUAUUAUAUUUUAUAAUAUACGAUACGAUUCAAAUAACGGAUGACCAAUGAAACCCAAUGUGUGACGAUUCAAUCGCGGACAUUCAAAUUUUCAUUAGUAUUCGAAGAACGACGGGUGGCAUGUUCAUCUUUUAUUCGUUAUUCGAGAUCUUUAUCUGGAAGAGAAUAUUGGCCGUCUCUGUUGGUAAACCGAUCGCGUUCCAGCGUGCGAGCGUGCGUGUCUGGGCGCGAACAAUCAUCGGAGCGAGUAAUCUUGUAUCUGCGUGCGUACGUCCGUCCGUCCGUGUGUGUACGUGUGUGCGUCGUUUGCUGCGUGUGCGGGUGCAUGGAACGAUCGAGAAAAAGAGUGAGAAUGAUAGAGCGAAAAGACACGACGCAGGAAUGGUAAAAUCGGAAAGGUGAGUACAGAGCAAGGAUGGGCAACUUGCCGACUCUUGGGCCAUCGACGAGUACACGAGGAAAGUGCUGGUUACAGCGAGGGUGACGAACGAGGAAUAAACGCAGGAGCAAGGCAUACGCGAUGGCCGACAGGAUGCAAGCCGGAGGCGGUGGUACCAGUGGUUGAUCGUUAUUCAAAUUACCCAUUCGAAUCAAUUUUCAGUCGAUUAAAUUUUCAUUUGAUUGAAUUCAUUAUUAUUCUAAUACUUUAUUUAGUUAUAUUCCAAGCAAUCAACGAAUAAAGUGAAACGCUAAAAAAAAAAAAAACAAAGAAUAUUGCAGACGAUGCGAUACAGUUGAUUUACCUCUAUUUGACGAUGCGUAAUGUGCAAUUCUCAUUCGAUAAUUUAUCAGUUACUUCAAAUAAAAUUUCCAUGAUCGCUCCUCGUUGAACGCGUUUCCUUGUGACUUUUGCCGUGGCGUUCGUAGUUACUAAGAGUCCAGUUGCCUACUCCUUGAAUAUAGCAAGAGCACGAUCGGUUGCGAAUGGAUAGGAAGUUCGAAAAUAAUAGCACGGAGACUCGAGGGAGAGGAAUUAGGUCGAAGGGACGAUGACUGCGCGCGUUCGAGGACGAGAAAGCCCGAAUCCGGAGCGGAACACACUUGUAUACGUAUUUCUUGUAAACUCUAAUUCUUCCAUCGCGGACUUUAAAAGUAUUUAUCGAUAUAACGAUAAUAUUAAUAUUAUUAUUGUAAUUAUAUACGACUGCUGAGAGUGGGACGAAAGGCGGGACACACGAGGUCCACGUGGACGCGAAGAAACGACAUUACGCGCACAAGAUAAACGCGGCAUGUAUACACACUCGUGGAACACGAGAGAAAACGAAAAAAAAAAAAGAAACAAACAAACAAACAAAACGUGGAUGGCCAACCGUGCGAAAAGUACGCUCGAAAAGUACCUACCUACUUACAAAUGCGCAACCACAAAGAUAUGCAUCAUGUAUACGCGACUCUUGAAACCAUUUUACCAGAUUUGUCAUUAUUUAAUUAUUUCGGUUGUAUUUUAAAAUGCAAUUAAAGCUCAAAUAAAUAUAUAUGUUAUAAAGUAUAA